AUGGAUGGUGUGAUCUACGAGACCUACGAGAUCUACGAGACCUACGAGAUCUACGUGACCUACGAGACCUACGUGAUCUACGAGACCUACGAGAUCUACGAGAUCUACAAGAUCUACGAGACCUACGUGAUCUACGAGAUCUACGUGAUUUACGAGAUCUACGAGAUCUACGAGACUUACAAGAUCUACGAGAACUACGAGACCUACAAGAUCUACGAGCUAUACGACACCUACGAGAUCUACGAGACCACUGAGGCUGUGACACUGAGGCUGUGA
This is a messenger RNA of Knipowitschia caucasica, 276 nucleotides long. The record is from the annotation of a GenBank genome assembly. NCBI's taxonomy places the organism in Eukaryota, Metazoa, Chordata, Actinopteri, Gobiiformes, Gobiidae.